Cadophora gregata is the source of this 4356-nucleotide messenger RNA. RefSeq lists its product as uncharacterized. NCBI's taxonomy places the organism in Eukaryota, Fungi, Ascomycota, Leotiomycetes, Helotiales, Ploettnerulaceae. Gene Ontology annotation, molecular function: protein binding. The coding region runs from base 89 to 3190 and encodes 1033 amino acids. Gene Ontology annotation, biological process: rRNA processing. Gene Ontology annotation, cellular component: Pwp2p-containing subcomplex of 90S preribosome; small-subunit processome. The record is from RefSeq and is a predicted model, not a curated record. The transcript has 4 exons.
CAUCAACAUCAACACCAUGCAAUUGUAAAGGCUGCAACCACCAUCACGACUCUGCGAAUUGUACGGCUAAUAUCCAAUCAUAGAGAAGAUGCCGUCAAGUUUGAUUGAGCGUGGUCACGAUGGCCCAGUCACGAAGAGGCAGAGGCUCAAUGGGGCUGAUGCGCCGCGAGCCACAAGACGAGAAUCGAAGCUUUUCUCGCCCUUCAGGACUAUCGGAUUGGUAUCUUCGACUUCAGUGCCCUUCACAUCCGUCGCCCUUGGCCAGAAGACUUUUCAAAUCACUACCUCCGUAGGCAGAUGUCUACAGACCUACGAUCUCAAGCGCGGCCUCGGCCUGCUAUUCCUUACUCGACCGCAAACCCCAGCAGAUAUUACUGCGACAUUGGCAAGCAAGGAUGUAGUGUUCGCAGCAUUUGGAGGCGUAGAUUCAUCGCCGGGAUUCUGGGUCUUCAAGCGGGGGAAGAAGAUAGCAGAGUUAGAGGUUCCCACAGACGUCAAGGAACCUAUCAAACAGAUUUUGACCUUCGGUACAUGGAUUAUAGGAUGUUGUACGACGAGGAUUGAAGUCUGGAAGUCGGCUACAUAUGAACACUAUACCACCUUAUACCCAACGGCAGCACCAAAAGGCGGGAACGAGCUGACAGGCGGAGUCACGAAUAUGCCCACAUACUUGAAUAAGAUAUUUGCAGGGAGGAAAGAUGGAGGGGUUGAGAUUUGGAACGUCAGUUCUGGAAGAUUGAUCUUCACGAUUAUGCCACCUGCUGCGAAUUGUGGCUCAGUUACUGUGCUUCAGCCUACUCCGGCUUUGUCUCUACUGGCAAUCGCAUAUUCAGAAGGACCUCUGAUCAUCCACGAUAUUCGCGCCGACAAGACUGUGAUACAGCUCGAUGGAGGACAUUUGCCAAUAACUUCAAUCUCAUUCCGGACUGACGACUUGGGUGCUGGUGAAGAUGGACGAAAGGCAGGAGUUAUGGCUACAGCUGGUCCAGAUACAGGCGAUGUGACAUUCUGGGAUCUGAACAAUGGCGGAAGGGUCAUGGGAAUACUUAGAGGAGCCCAUAAUCCACCAUCAGAUGCUGGAGCGACUGUUGGAGGUGGCGUGAGCAAGGUCGAAUUUCUUUGGGGUCAACAAGUGGUUGUGACAAGUGGACUGGACAACUCUCUGAAAACUUGGAUAUUCGACGAGUCGCCAUUUUCUCCCAUUCCUCGGAUCCUUCAUUCAAGGAGCGGGCAUGCAGCUCCUGUCACGAAACUUCUUUUCCUCCCUUCCGAUUUCGAUGGUGCGGAUAGUGGAGGAAAGUGGCUACUGAGUGCUGGGAAGGAUCGAAGUCUGUGGGGCUGGAGUUUACGAAAGGAUGCACAGAGUACAGAGCUCAGCCAGGGCGCUAUUCGGAAGAAGGCCAAAAAGCUGGGUUUACUUGCUAGUACACUGACAAAUCAAUCAAGCUCUUUGGAGGAUCUCAAAGCGCCUGAGAUUACAUGCGUGGCCAUGUCCUUGAAUCGCGAUGGCGGAUUCGGUGCCAAUGCUGGAAAUGGUGCUAUUUGGCAGAAAGGAAUCAACAGAGAUAGGAAGCCUACAGAUGCUACAUCAAGUGGAAUGACUGGAUGGGAAAGCGUGGUGACAGGCCAUCGACAAGACUCUGCUGCCCGCACAUGGUUCUGGGGACGAAAGAGGGCAGGACGCUGGGCAUUGGAAACUGGUGAUGGUGGAUAUGUCAGCAGUGUUGCCAUGAGUCCUUGUGGUACUUUUGCGGUUGUCGGAUCAGAGAACGGUGGUAUUGAUACGUUUAACUUGCAAUCUGGACAACAUCGACAAAGGUAUCCAUGCAAGCUGACGAAAGUCCAAGCAAAGAAAAUCAAGCUUCAAUUGCAGCUGGAAGCAGAAGGGGCUGCACCACCACCAAAAGCUGGCACAUUCCAGCUUGGACUUGGCAAACACAGAAAGGCAGUCACCGGACUGGUCGUGGAUUCUCUGAACAAGAACGUCAUCAGUUGCUCGCUUGAUGGUAAAGUCAAGUUUUGGGAAUUUGGAAGUGGAAAGCUCGUUGAUGAGAUAGACUGGUAUCCCCAAGUUGGCCUCACUGGCAUCAAAUACCACUCGCCAAAUGAUCUAGUCGCACUAUCAUGCGAAGACCUCUCUAUCAGGGUUGUCGACCUGGCCACAAAGAAGACCAUCAGAGAACUCCGCGGAUGUCAAGGCGCCAUCAACGACUUCUGCUUCUCCAACGACGGUCGAUGGAUAAUCGCCGCCUCAAAAGACUGCGUCUUCCGAGUCUGGGAUCUCCCCACCGGUCAUCUCAUCGACGCCAUUCGCAUGGAAACUCAAUGCACAGCUCUAUCUUUCUCUGCAACUGGCGAAUUCCUAGCCACAACUUGUGAAGGCCAAGUCGGCGUCAACAUCUGGAACAACAUCACACUCUUCAAACACGUCCCCACACGCCACAUCUCAGAAAGCGAAAUCGCAACCAUAUCCGGCCCAACCGUCUCCGGCGAAAACGGUCAAGGUCUGCUCUCCGGCGCCUUCGAAGACGAGUCUUCUGAGCCUGAAGACUCUCCUCCCGUUCCGUCCCUAGACCAGCUAAGCGAAGACAUCAUGUCACUCAGUUUGGUACCAAAAAGCAACUGGAUGACUCUCCUCCACCUCGACCAAAUCAAAGAGCGCAACAAACCAAAAGAAGCGCCCAAACUCCCCGAAAAGGCACCCUUCUUCCUCCCAGCCCUUGAUAACGCUAUGCCUGUGUCGAGAGUCGACGAAGAGUCCGCUGCUACCACAGCGGCCGAACGCUCAAGGAUCAUGAAGAUGGGUAGACAAGCUACAGAAGGAGCUUUUACCAUUACGCUGCGUGCCGGUAGCGAGUCAGGCGACUACACACCCUUCAUCACGCACCUCAAAACCCUCUCCCCCUCCACCGCCGACCUCGAGAUCCGCUCCCUCUCCCCGGACCCCACGCACAACGAACAACUGCACUUCGUCCGCGCGCUAACCAGCCGUCUCAAAUCCAACCGCGACUUCGACGUCGUGCAGGCCUGGAUGGCGGUCUUUCUAAGACUACAUGUUGAGAACCUGAUGCUGAGUGAGGAGUUGAGGGGGGCGGUCAAGGAGUGGAGGGAGGUGGCGGAGAGGGUGAAGGUUGCGGCGUUGGCGGGGUAUAGUAGUGGUGUUUUUGCGUUUUUGAGGAGUGCGAGGUAGAUGGUUGGGAUGAGUUGGAUGACGAGCCAGAAGUAGAAGAGACGAUGAUUGAGAAGAAAAUUUCACAACUAUUGGAAUUCUCCCUUCGCAAUCAACGGGAGCCUUCUUUCAAUAUCCACCUCCAUGUGACAAGAAGCGUACUAGCAAAGCUCAUCCUGCUUCAAUACUCAAUGAACAAAAGAAAGAACCGAAACCUACGACGUAGUAUCUUAUACCAUUGUAAUACGAACACUCUAGAAGGGCCAUCUGAGCCUCCUCAACAUCCGUCAACUUCUCCAUCCGAUCUAUCAAAGUCGUCUCGUAGCCCUCCGGACCCGCCAUAAACAAAAGGCUGAUUUCGAAGAAUCGCGGAUAAAACCCAGCUGAGGCCCAGUCUAAGAGACACACAGUGUCAUCCUUCAUCCAGACAAUGUUCCGAAGAGCAAGAUCCAAGUGGCACAAGACCAAGGGAAACCGUCCCAGUUCGAGCUUAGAUUCAUCGCCUUUCAGCCUGAAAUUCAACCACCGCUCCAUCUCUUGCACACUCUCAAAUAUCGGCUUUCCAUUCUCCUCCCAAAGCAACCCGAACGAUACACCUGGUUUUAGCAGCGGCCCAGGGCGCUGGCAUUGCACAGUCGAGAAGUAUGUAAGAAUCUUCACAAGCUGAUCAAUCUGUUUGCUAGUCACAGACACCGAGUCUGUGAUAUCCCCAUGAAUGUACUCCAUGACGAGAUAUCCUUUGGUGUAGCCCCUGUCGGUGCUGGUGAAGAAGUCAACAACGCGUGGAACGCGCACGAUGCUGUUAUCCAGGAGCGAGAAUGCUGCUCUCUGGUUAUCUGCCUCCGCAACUGAUACGCCGGGGCCGAACUUGACGACUAAUUCUUCUGAUAAUUUUAUCACGAGAUCUCCAUACGUCAAUCCACCGAUGAUCUGCCGGUCUGGAUGGUGACAUCUUUGGAUGAUAUCUGAGUGGCUCAGGCUGGAGUUUGGAAGAGUCAUGUUUGGUGUGUUCGUCGUAGAAAUGAUGGUUUCCUGGCAGCAAAGUUCAGAAAAGGAGGUGGGUUCCACUGCAUAUGCAUAGCUCGCGUGUGUGGUUGGUUGGAAACGAACACCCGUUUGUUGGCGUUUUGCAAAGAGGAAAGCUAAUGACUACACUGUUUAAAAAAAAUCAAUUCCGUGCCUUUUGA